AUGGGGCCGGGUUUUGUGAAACAUGUUGCAAGCCUUCAUGGCGUCCAAGUCAAGUCCCUGGAAGAACUAGUCAACUUCAACCGCCACCACCCCGAGCUAUCAUAUGCUGAACGCAAUGCCGCUCAAAGGUAUCUUGAGUCCGCAAUCAAUCAGCACCUUACUGAGGAAGAGUACCGUGCGGCGCUCCUGGAAGCCAAGGAGAUUGCCAUUGAUAACGGCAUCAUCGAAACACUCAACAAGUACAAACUGGACGCGCUUGUUCUACCUGCAUGGACGGAAAUGAGCAUAUAUGCAGCUUGGGCACAAGCACCGACUGGCACCGUGCCUCUUGGAAAGUACCGGCAAGGCAAGCCAUAUGGCUUAGGGUUUGUCGCACGCCGCUUCGACGAUGGCAAGCUGUUGCAGAUCAUGAAAUUAUACGAGUCCACAUUUCCCCCUCGUCUCAUCCCCGAGAGAAUGCGAUGGAGGAGAUGGGAGCGUAUAUUGCCUCGAAAGUAUCUGGGUAAAUUCUCAUAG
This is a messenger RNA of Phaeoacremonium minimum UCRPA7, 516 nucleotides long. Its product is annotated as putative amidase family protein. The record is from RefSeq and is a predicted model, not a curated record. Lineage: Eukaryota; Fungi; Ascomycota; Sordariomycetes; Togniniales; Togniniaceae. Bases 1 to 516 code for a protein of 171 amino acids. The transcript has 3 exons.